Messenger RNA from Aplysia californica (California sea hare), 922 nucleotides. RefSeq names its product omega-amidase NIT2. NCBI's taxonomy places the organism in Eukaryota, Metazoa, Mollusca, Gastropoda, Aplysiida, Aplysiidae. The record is from RefSeq and is a predicted model, not a curated record. Gene Ontology annotation, biological process: L-glutamine metabolic process; oxaloacetate metabolic process. Gene Ontology annotation, cellular component: mitochondrion. Gene Ontology annotation, molecular function: omega-amidase activity.
CUCUACUUUCGUUUUUACCAUUGCUUGUCUGUGAUCUCGAAGGCGUCUAUUGACAUUGACACUAUUGUUACAUAUUUUAGAACACAAGUGACAAUAGGUCUCGACUCGAUUUACAUAUCUAUUUUCUGCCACAUCAGACGGAACAUUCAAGCUACCCAAGCUUGCACUCUUUGUAUGAAAAGAUUUGUACUUGCAGGGUUUUAACCAGAAUUUUGAAGUUGAAGAAGGCAUGAUGUCGAAGUUCAAGAUAGCAAUGGUCCAAAUGGCAGUUGGGACUUCAAAACCUGGCAACCUCGCCCGGGCCGCGGCGUUGAUUAAGGAGGCGUCAAGUGCUGGCGCCAAGAUCAUCACGUUGCCGGAGUGCUUCAACUCUCCGUACGGCACCAAAUACUUCCCAGAGUACGCUGAACCCAUCCCAGGACCAUCGUCAGAGGCUAUGGCCGCCGCUGCCAAAGAGAACAAAGUGUUUCUGGUCGCAGGUUCCAUUCCAGAGAAAUGCGGAGACAAAAUUUACAACUCAAGCGCCAUUUUCAACCCCGAAGGAGAGAUGGUGGCCAUGCACAGAAAGGUUCACCUCUUUGACAUCGACAUCCCCGGAAAGAUCCGGAUGCAGGAGUCAGAGAUUCUCUCCCCUGGCAAGCAAAUGACGAUGUUCCGCACGCCCUACUGCCAGGUGGGUGUGGCCAUCUGCUACGACAUCCGCUUCGCCGAGCUGGCCCAGAUCAUGACACAGAAAGACCUUGAGAGAAUGGAGGAGAUUCGUAAUCAGGUCCCGCUCCGCAACCAGAGACGCCACGACCUGUACCGUGUGAGUGAGCCGGCCGAGGAAGACAGACGAGAGGAACUGUAGGAGGAGGGGCAACAUGAGGGAGAGAAAGAGGAGGAAAAAGAAAAGAAGAGGAGGAGAGGAAAGAUAGAGGUA